AUGGAAGUGCUUGCGGUAAGAGGAGUUGAGACAUUGGGUGGAAUCAUUAUUUGUUUCUCUACUUUUAUUAUUUUUUCUACAGUACGCAAACAUUGCAAUAUUCCAUUCUUCCUCAUUGCAUUUUCAUACGCAGACUUCUUGACUGGUUUAGUACUAACGUUCUAUGGUCUGAAAGGUAGUGAGAGCAGCACUGAUUCUAAGAUAUCCACAUUUGAAAGUUCCACCAACUUCAGUGAUGAUUUCCUUGAUAACUUACAAGUGUUCAUGACAAUUUCGUUUGCUGUUAGCAGACUAUGGUUAGCGAUUUUCCCUUCUUCCCACACAAAGGGUCCUAAGAAGUUCAGUGAGCUCUCCAUCUUUUCCUUUAUUCUCUUCGUAUGCAUAUGCUUGACAUUUCUGGUUAGGGCUUACUUCAGCGAGAUUUUGUUCAUGAUCCAUGAUUACUACUUCGAAGAGUCUCAGACCAAGAAAAUGGUCAAAAUAUGGAUAGUGAAAACAAAAUAUUUCGCUGCCAUCAUAGCUUUCACUGUAUCUUGUCUCACCUGGGUACUUCUGUUCAUUAGAAUGACUAAACCUAGUUGGUCUUACAAUGUUCUGAGAAGUGGAAACAAUCAUCUAUCUCUUUCUCUUUUAUGUCUGGGUCGUUCUUUCUUCUUUGUUGCCUCUGAAGCUGUAUCGUUAGAGUUCCUCAUGGAGGAUUACACUCUACGCUUAGUAAUGAGCCGAAUUUUUUAUUUGUCGUCAUCAACUUUGCUAUCCCUCGUUUGUUUAGUUCUGUUCUUCCCUACUUUCCUAAAGCAUCUUACGGAGAAGUACGUGGUGAACGCGAAUGUUCCUACCAUCCAAAUCUCAGCCGAAGCUACAGCUUCCGGAAAAAAAAUGCAAGAAUCCACCAGUGAAGUAUGGUCAACGGGUACAUAUUGUAUUGGACAGCUGGACUUUGAGCAUCACGAAACAAGAGCUGAACGAGAACGAAGUGUUUCAUUCUACCGAGAAGUUCGUGGGGAAAACGACAUCUUAUUCCAAAAACUCAAAGUCGCACAACAGCAACGUGAAGUCGAAAAAGAGAAACGGAAGAUUAGCAGAAGAGAACGCAAUUCCAAUUUGUUAGUUGUGCCAAAGGGAUAA
This is a messenger RNA of Auanema sp. JU1783, 1128 nucleotides long. The record is from the annotation of a GenBank genome assembly. NCBI's taxonomy places the organism in Eukaryota, Metazoa, Nematoda, Chromadorea, Rhabditida, Rhabditidae.